CGCGCCUUUAAGGCCAUUACAUUUUCUCAUACUAGGACGGACACACAGCUAUGCAAAAUUCUACCCUACUUUAGCAGCCAGCCAAACAUCAAACAACAUGUCGUUCAAAGACGACUUUAACAUUUUCAUUGGCGCUAAAUAUGGCAUAUUCAAAGGUGUUAAAGCAACAGAGGGACAACCGCUCAUAACAAAAAGCAUAAAGAAUGUCAACUUCUUGUCAAAAGACACUGACGUGACAGCGAUGUCCUGGAAUGAUGAAAAUGAAGAAUGCAUCUUAAUGGGUCUUUCUAAUCAAGUUGUUUCUACGUAUGACACCAAUGCCAAGUAUUUCAGUUCUAGCACCAACAUUCAAACGGAAACGGAAAAACUGGGGAAGAGUGAAGGCAGUAUUUGUGGCCUCUCUAGAUAUAAUGGAGCUUUAGUGACAGCUACGGAGUCCGGGCACAUAAGUGUUUUUAGAUUAGAAGAUGAUCAAUGCAUCAACAUCCAUGCUGGAGGCCCUGUUUCCAAAAUGCGACAUUCUAUGUCAAAUCCCUCUAUUAUUGGAACAGGAGGCUUAGAAAAUGAACUCAAACUUUGGGAUUUGAACACAGGGAAGAAAACCUUUGAGUCUAAAAAUGUUCCCCUUGAUUUUUUACAACUCCGUGUGAAAGUUUGGGUGACUGAUCACGUCUUCAUGCCAUCUUCGGACAAUGUGGCUGUGGGUAGCAAGUAUGGUUAUGUUCGUCUAUAUGAUCCCAAAGCUCAGAGAAGACCUGUAGUUAACGUUAAUAUGCCAGAGAUGGCAGUAACAUGUAUCGCUUCUACAGGAGAUGACCACACUGUACUGUGUGGUCUAGCAAAAGGUAACAUAGUAGCUGUUGACUUGCGCAUGGGUCGAACAGCUCAGAACUACAAAGGGUUUGUUGGUGCUGUACGUGACAUUGCAUGCCAUCCUACGGAGCCAUACAUAGUUAGUGUUGGCCUGGACCGCUUCUUACGUGUGCAUCACAAGACUACAAAGAAGAUACUUCUGAAGGAAUACAUGGUUUCUCGUAUGAGCUGUGUUCUCAUGAGAUCUAGCUUUGAUUUCAAUCACAAAGUUGGAAAGGGAAGCCAAAAUAAGUCACAUGAGAAAAAAGCUCAGAAAUUUGAAGAUAUGUUUGAUUCAAUGGAAGUGGUCAUAGAUGGACCUAGCAAAGAGAAGAAUUCCAAGGGUGUAACUGAAGUUCCAAAAGAGACUGAAACACCUCCUAAAAGGAAAAAGUCUCUAAUUGUAAACCCAUUUUCUGACAAAAAGAAACGUUCAAAACCACUGGCAGAAAAUACCUCUCCCAAGACGUCACUAGUGAGACAAAGUGCAAAUUCUAAGGAAACACAACCAGAAGAUUCAGAUGAUGAUAUCAUGAUUUUAGAUGAGAUAGCAGCUGACUCACAGCAAAGUAAAAGUGAAGGUGAUGAAUCAGAUGUCGAUGAAGCAGAUGGUGAUAGUGAUGAACUUGAUGAAGAAAAUGACGACAGUGAGAACAAUACUGAAGUAGCCCAUAAAUCUGCCAGUAGAAAAAGGAGACGGUGUUAAAGCUUGUGUAUAUUUUUUGGCUUAAGUUUGAUGGACAGGAGCAUUUUCUGUAACUAUACUUGACUUAGUUGUUCCUGAGCUUGUAUAGUGCAAAUGAAAUUGUUCAUGUACACAAGUAUAAAGUUUGUAAAUAAAUAAAUAAGUAAAUUACUAAA
Messenger RNA from Thrips palmi, 1713 nucleotides. Its product is annotated as WD repeat-containing protein 74. NCBI's taxonomy places the organism in Eukaryota, Metazoa, Arthropoda, Insecta, Thysanoptera, Thripidae. The record is from RefSeq and is a predicted model, not a curated record. The coding region runs from base 98 to 1558 and encodes 486 amino acids. Gene Ontology annotation, molecular function: protein binding. Gene Ontology annotation, biological process: ribosomal large subunit biogenesis. The transcript has 8 exons. Gene Ontology annotation, cellular component: nucleolus; preribosome, large subunit precursor.